CAAUUUUCUCCUCCUUGUUUUCUUCAAUAUCAAGCUCCCAACCUCACCUUGGUUUCACAGAUGCCCUUUUCUUUUCUUUUCUUUUUUUUGUUGGCCCAACACAGAUGCUUUACCUUAUUCACAUGAACUCCAUACCAAAUGUACGGUUUUGUUUCAAGGUCAGGGAUGCAUUUUUUUCUCCUUUCAAGGGUAUUGUAAUGUUGCAACUGUGGUUAGCUUCAUUUACACAAACGCAUCUCAUACUGGUUAGGAAAAGUUUGGUUUCUUGGAUUUGAAUGAUUUGAAUGCUUGGCAUUGGUGGCUGACAGUUUAUUUAUCACAAACAUUUCAAGCUAAUUGACAUUAAGCUUUCCCCAAUGAGAGUAUCAAACACUUUUGGAUGGUUCUCGGGUGGUCGUCUAUGGCUUCUAGCAUUUGCAGCUUGUUUAGUGUUGUUGGGAGCUUUAUCAAGAUCUUCUCACAAAGUGUUUUCUAUUGAGGGCAGCAAGUACCAACUGUCAAUAACCCCAUUAAAAGGGAGUGGCUACCCCCCUGUGUUUGCUUAUUGGAUAUGUGGUACUAAUGGAGAAAGUGAGAAAAUAUUGAGGCUGUUGAAGGCAAUAUAUCAUCCAAGAAACCAGUAUCUGCUGCAACUUGAUGCUGGUUCUUCAGAUUAUGAUAGAGGACAGCUAGCUCUCUAUGUUCAAUCUGAGAAGGUGUUUCAGGCCUUUGGAAAUGUUAAUGUUGUUGGAAAAAGUUAUGCCCUCAACCAGAUGGGGUCUUCUGCUCUUGCUGCCACACUUCAUGCUGCAGCAUUGCUUCUAAAGCUCAGUGCAGAUUGGGACUGGUUCAUCACUUUAAGUGCUUCUGACUAUCCACUCAUCCCUCAGGAUGAUCUGCUCCAUGCUUUCACUUUAUUGCCAAGGAAUACCAAUUUUAUACAUUUUACAAACAAGACUGGCUGGAAAGAGCAGAAAAAUAUGGAUCGAAUCGUUGUAGAUCCUAGUUUAUAUCUUCAGGAGAGCACUCCACUUAUGUAUGCUGUAGAGAACAGAUCCAUGCCAGAUGCUUUCAAAAUAUUUGGAGGUUCACCUUGGAUGAUUUUAACCAGAGAUUUCAUGGAGUAUUGUGUCAAAGGAUGGGACAACUUUCCUAGAAAGUUACUGAUGUACAUCAGCAAUGUGCCUUACCCUCUUGAGUCCUACUUCCACACAGUCAUCUGCAGCUCCACUGAGUUCCAAAACUCUGUAGUGAACAAUGAUCUGAGGUACAUUGUAUGGGACUCGAAUGCGCUCGGGGAAUCUCAAGUCCUAAGCAUGUCACACUAUGAUCAAAUGCUAGCAAGUGGAGCAGCUUUUGCAAGACCAUUUCAAGCAGAUGAUCCCGUACUAAACAAGAUCGAUGAGAAUGUUUUAAACCGAAGUUCCAAAGGGUUGGUUCCCGGAGAAUGGUGCCCUGACCUAGGAAUAAGUAAGAGCCUAGAGAAUUCAACAGCUCAGGAGGAGUUGUGUCCAGCUUGGGACAACAUUAACAGUGUCAAGCCGGGUCCUCGUGGCAUUAGUCUUAGAGAACUAUUGCCUAAGCUUGCUGUAGAAGGGAGAUUUACAACCAGUCACUGCCAAGAACACUGAUACAUACAUUAGUAACUUUUCUAGAACCAAAUGGUGAUGAAAUCUUUUAAAUUUGAUUUUUCUCUUUCCAAAAUAACACUUCCAACCACAUUUGACAAGAAUGCUUGGCUUUCUGCUCGCCCCAUCUUGAUUGAACUAAGCAUUGUAUGGUUGGUAAAAUGGGAAGAUUAGAUCUGCACUGUUUUUGAAUGCAUUUGAUGAGAGAUAUAUUCUGGUACUGGGUUUUUACCACAUUUUUAAUUGCCUUUGAGCCUGAAAUUGAAAGAGCUGUCAAUGUUGCAAGCUGAUGAUCAU
Messenger RNA from Prunus dulcis (almond), 1904 nucleotides. RefSeq names its product beta-glucuronosyltransferase GlcAT14C-like. The transcript is spliced from 4 exons. The record is from RefSeq and is a predicted model, not a curated record. Bases 357 to 1610 code for a protein of 417 amino acids. Gene Ontology annotation, cellular component: membrane. Gene Ontology annotation, molecular function: glucuronosyltransferase activity. NCBI's taxonomy places the organism in Eukaryota, Viridiplantae, Streptophyta, Magnoliopsida, Rosales, Rosaceae.